Molecule: messenger RNA, 2124 nt
Organism: Limulus polyphemus (Atlantic horseshoe crab)
Lineage: Eukaryota; Metazoa; Arthropoda; Merostomata; Xiphosura; Limulidae
Product: rho GTPase-activating protein 100F-like
Exons: 3
Molecular function (GO): protein binding
Source: RefSeq, a predicted model, not a curated record
AGGUGAUGUAUCGAUGCUAGCUGCCAAGUUACUAACACUGGUAUAUGAUAGUCAUACUUCAUUCUUGAAUAGGAAACUCAACCAAAUGUCUAACUUCUAUCGUAUAUGUCGACCAACUUGAUAUGUAAGUUCUCAGCAGGCAGAAAUGGAAUACUUGAGAACUGGAUGAAGUUGUAACCAUAUCAAACAAUCUAAAUAUAAUUCUUAGGCUUAAUAAACAACGAUUUGAGGGGGGAAAGAAAUUAGGCGUAUGUGUCCUUCCAAGUAUGAGAUUAUAUAAUGACAUGAAGCCUCAAUUUUUGAACGUGCGACAGUCGUCGCAGCGUGCUCGUCAAGCAGCGGCGGUUCAUACGUCAUCAGAAAGCUUCGUUUGUUUCAGGAACGGUAUUAUUGGUCGUUGUGAUGUGCCGUCUGGAGUGAACUUAAGCCACCUUCCAGUACACAUGAAGUCGCCUGCUCUGCCACGACGACUCAGAGCAAAGUUGAUGAACCUUGUUAUUUCAAAGAUGCUUUGUUGUGGCCGUAAGAAGGAAGCAAAGGAAGUGGGAGAGCCCUCUGUGGUCGAGGAGGUUGUAAGUAGACCUGGUCCGUCCCGCCCCAGGAUACCGGAAAUGGUGGUUCAAAGAGACUUCCGAAAGGUCGGUGGGAUCACUUCGGAGGUCUUUCGGCAAAUUGAAGCUGUCGAGAAUGACUACGAUGCUACAACAGCUGCUAAUAUCGAGGUGGUAGAGAGACGUGGAGAGAUGGUCAUCCGGGUUUUAGACCCUCGCAGGUUAGGUAGAGUUGGGGCCGAAGCUAGUAAAAAGUACCUGAGUGCUGCUACUAGUAGUCAUACUGUUCAAUUCAUAGAAAUUAUCAAAAGGCCAGGACAGACGUUGGGGUUAUAUAUAAGAGAGGGGGACGGGAUCCGGCGGACAGGGGGAAUGUACAUCUCCAGAAUAGCUCUGGAAAGUGCUGUGUACACCAGUGGAUUGCUUAAAGUAGGUGAUGAGAUUCUAGCUGUGAACUUGGUUGAUGUGAAGCACAUGAGUUUGGACGACGUGGUCAUCAUCAUGUCCAUUCCAAGGCGUCUGGUGUUAACCAUUCGCUCUAAGAUCCCUGGAAGACUGCCCACUCACCCUCCAAGAAGGAUUCUAGAAGAGAUGCGCCCACCCAUUGUAGUGUUGAAGAAAGAGAUGGAAGAGGAAAUCAUGGAAGAUGUUAACGGUAACAGCGAAAACGGGCAGUUAAUCCAUGCCAGGACAAAAGGCUUGCCAUCAGGAAUACCACCAGUAGCAAUUCCAUUAAAAGACCAAGAAAGACGACAGUAUGAUGACCACGGCCUCUACUAUAACUCCCGUCCUCGCCUUCACAGAGCACCGAGGGUUGAAGCUCGGGAGGAAGAGAGACAUUGGCGAGGGGAACCAGAAAUAUCUAGGCGUUCAACAAUUACGCGUCAGCCAAGGACUCAUUACAGGUAUCCAAAAAAAAUGUUAGAAAGCUUAGCAGAACAGGUACACACAUUUCGCAGGUCCCCACCUCCACCAGCUCCUUACAAAAGAACCCAGCCACCUCGCAAAACUUUAGCUUCAAGACCUGAAAGAAGCAGCACUUCACGUGGCAGAUACUGGGACGAAUACGAAGCUGCUUUAAGUGGUCGACCAACAAGGAUUCUAAGGGCGGAGAGUGAACAAAGGAUUCCAAGAGAUAAUUACCAAGAAGAGGACAUGAGAAACAGAUAUGCUGCUAGAAAUCAUCGACUUAGUUCACAAAUGAUGAGAAUUAUGCAACCAAGAGGUCGAACACGCCGAUCUCUUAGAGAAGGCCCACCCCAGUCUGGAAUCCUGCGGCAGCGACGCUCUGUGAUAGAAAGUUGUUCCGAUACCGAAGUGCAUACAAACUCCAGGGAACCUGUUGUUUUGUAUAGACAACAUAGUUUAGGUCGUGUGACACCAUCUAUGGGUCAUUUCCAAUUCAGAAGCAAUUCACUGCCACGAGUUCGAGCUGCUGACCUAGAGACCCGGACACACCGCCAGUCUGUCCGUUUUGGAAACAAAACUUUGCCUUACGACUCUCAGGAGGACAGCGAUGGCGCAUUGUCUGCCCCAGAGCUUCCAUUCUCCAAAUCGGGUCGGAGAGGCUCAG